Messenger RNA from Zea mays, 3916 nucleotides. RefSeq names its product DNA repair protein REV1. The record is from RefSeq and is a predicted model, not a curated record. Lineage: Eukaryota; Viridiplantae; Streptophyta; Magnoliopsida; Poales; Poaceae. Gene Ontology annotation, molecular function: damaged DNA binding; DNA-directed DNA polymerase activity; deoxycytidyl transferase activity. The transcript is spliced from 22 exons. Gene Ontology annotation, cellular component: nucleus. Gene Ontology annotation, biological process: error-free translesion synthesis; error-prone translesion synthesis. Bases 115 to 3546 code for a protein of 1143 amino acids.
CCUAAAGCUGUCCCAAAAGCUAGCUGUUUGGGAGCCGCUUCUGCUUCUGGCGGCCAUAAGGCGCACACAAGCUGAACCAAACAGGGGCGCGUCUCUCCUCCGGUACCGGCCGGCAUGAGCUCCACCUCAUCGGGCCGCCGCGCCCCCUCAUCUUCGGCGGCGGUCGCCUCGUCGCCGGGACAGAAGCGGGCGAGGGAUGAGGCCAGCAGCGGGUCCCCAUCCGACCCCGACGCCGCCAAAAACCCUCGCCGCGCUUUUGCCUCCUCCCCGUUCGCCGACUUCGGCACCUACAUGGCUGCGAAGAACAGCAAGCUCGCUGCGCAGUUCGAUGCCGACGCCAACACCUCAGGCACGGACGCCGGCGGUCUAUUCGAUGGCGUCUCCAUCUUCGUGGACGGCUUCACAGUCCCUUCUAGCCAGGAGCUGAAAGAGAUUAUGCUGAACAAUGGAGGCCGGUUUGUCAACUACUUUUCCAGGCACACGGUAACACACAUUGUUUGCAGCAACCUGCCUGAUAGCAAAAUGAAGAAUCUGAGAGCAUUCAGCAGAGGACUUCCUGUUGUUAAGCCAGCAUGGGUGGUGGAUUCCCUGGCAGAGAACCGGCUCCUCAACUGUGCUCCUUAUCAAAUAAAUCAGAAUAGUUCUUCAAGCCGAAAGCAGAUGAAGCUUUCUUCUUUCUUUUCUGAGAAACAAAAUGAAAUAUGCCACAAGGGGGAACAAAACAACCAAAAUAAGGAUAUUGAGUUCCAACCUUCAUCUGCUCAGGAGGGAUCACAGUAUCAAAGUGGGGAUUGUGAAAGUGAAGCUUCAAUGGAUACUUUGGAGCUAUCAAAGGACUCGUUGUCCUCAGAUGAACAGAAGGCAUCAGCAUUUGAAGAAAGAGAGAGCGGAGAUUUCACGGUUGAUGAGGGUGAAUACGAUUAUGAAACUGCCUGUUCGGAGAGCCGUAAUGACACAGAUGGUAACCUUGGUGUGCCUCAAUCCCCUAAUGCAAAGUCAAGGUGUUCAAACUUAUUCAGUACAAGAUCUACAGGCAGUCAUUUGUCCUUGUCAUUGGAGAAAAGUGCAGCUAAACCUUCUGGCCGACCACAUUCAACCCUAACAGAUCCAAAUUUUGUUGAGAACUAUUUCAAGUACUCUCGACUGCACUUCAUUGGGACAUGGAGAAACCGGUAUCGGAAGCGCUUCUCAAAUUUGCUAGAAGCUAAAGGCAUUAAGUUGAGUGCUGAUCAUUCAGGGAAGAAGAAAACAAUCAUUCAUAUUGAUAUGGAUUGCUUUUUCGUGUCUGUGGUCAUCAGAAAUAUGCCAGAGCUGCAUGAUAAACCAGUAGCAGUUUGCCAUUCGGACAAUCCUAAAGGAACAGCAGAAAUAUCGUCUGCAAACUAUCCUGCUCGAAACUAUGGGAUAAAGGCUGGCAUGUUUGUUAGAGAUGCUAAAGCUCGGUGCCCUCACCUAAUGAUCGUUCCUUAUAACUUUGAUGCAUAUGAGGAGGUUGCUGAUCAGUUCUAUGGUACUUUGCACAAACAUUGCAGUAAGGUUCAGGCUUUGAGUUGUGAUGAAGCUUUUUUGGAUAUGACUGAAUGCUUACAUGACAAUCCUGAGGAAGUAACACAGAGAAUAAGAAGUGAGAUUUUUCAUGCAACAAAGUGUACUGCUAGUGCAGGAAUUGCUGAAAACAUGCUCCUAGCUCGAUUGGCUACUAGAUCUGCAAAGCCGAAUGGACAAUGCUUUAUUCCAUCCGAAAAGAAAAUCACUAGUGGUGCCACUCCCUCUAAAAGGAUGUACUUUGUACUACAUGCUGCUGAUGAUUAUCUGAGUAGUCUCUCUAUCAAAGCACUUCCAGGCAUUGGUCAUACAGUUUCAUCUAAACUGAAAAGCAAAGAAAUUGAAUAUUGUAGUCAACUUCGCAAUGUUUCAAAGGAUGCCCUCCACAAGGAUUUCGGAAAAAAGACUGGUGAUCUUUUAUGGAAUUAUUGUAGAGGAAUUGAUCAUUCAAUUGUUGGAUCUGUUCAGGAAACAAAAUCUGUGGGUGCCGAAAUUAACUGGGGAGUCAGAUUUAAUGACAACAAAGAUGCCGAACAUUUUCUUAACAACCUUUGCAAGGAGGUUUCUCUACGCUUGCAGGGUUGUGGAGUUCAGGGACGUACUAUUACCCUUAAGGUGAAAACAAGAAGGGAAGGUGCUGGGGAACCAAUAAAAUAUAUGGGAUGUGGUGACUGUGAAACCACGAGUCGUUCUAUGACGAUUGCAGGUGCAACUGACAGUUUUGUCACUCUCCAGAGAAUUGCAAAACAAUUAUUUUCAGCUCUUCAUCUUGAUGUGAAGGAAGUUCGUGGAAUUGGACUGUCACUAUCAAAGCUUGAGCAUGCAGAUUUGGGCCGGGGAGCAUCGCAAGGACAUAUGCUUGAAUCGUGGCUUGCUUCACCAGCCGCCAAGCUCAAGAAACAGCAGAGUGAGAUACUGGGGAAUGUUAAUGUUGCAGGGACCAGCGGACUGAAGGAUUUGAGAUCUGGACCAUCACAUACAGCAGAAGCGAACCUUAGAAAUGAUAGGUCUACUGUAUUUCACAAUGUCGAGCUGCCUCCGUUGUCCCAACUUGAUUUGGAGGUCCUGAAGAACCUUCCCCCAGAGAUAAUGUCUGAAAUGAAUGAAAUGUACAAGGGAGAAUUACAAAGUCUUGUGGACACCCUCAAUAGUGACAAGGGCAAGGAAAAUAGUUCAAAAUCUCUUGCUUUGCCUGCAGUUAUUCGUAAGUCUGUACCUGCCGAUGCAAAGCUUCAAGGAUACAGAGACCACAGAGACUCCAUGCAUUUGGAGGAGGAACAUACUAAGGGAAAAUCUGACAAACAACUAUCAGAAGCUAAACCAGCCAAUAAUGCUUCAUGCUCAAGAGUUAGUGCAUCAAUUGAGAAAACAACAAAAAGUGUUACACAACUUGAUUUGAUGCCUGAUUCGCUAAGCCAGGCAGAUCUAACAGUUCUGCAGGAAUUACCUGAGGAUGUGAAGGCUGAUUUGUUUAGUGCACUUCCACUGCAUAGAUCAGGAGAUCCUGCAUGCAGCACUUCCAAUGUAUCUGAAAGUAAAUCACCUAAUGUGGUUAGAGCUGAAAAUAGAUCUUCUAAUGAUGGUGGAACUGAUGAUCUGAAAACCCCAAGGUCUUUUCUCCCACCAGGAAGUUCUCAAAAAUGGAUCGAACAGUUUAGAGUUAGCAGUUGCCUGAUUUUGAACGUAAUUGCAGAGCAACACACAGAUUCCAGCUGUCAACGACCAUUGUCUUCUGUUCUAGAGCCUGUAGCUUCGUUCCUACCUUUGUGUCCUAACCCAGGUAGUGAAGAAUGGAAUGAAACUCAUUCAUGUCUCUCCGAGCUUCUUAGACACUACAUACAACUGAAAGUUGAAUAUGAUAUUGAAGAGCUCUACAAAUGUUUUUGCCUUUUGAAAAGAUUCUCGUCAGCAUCAGAGUUUUUUCUGGAUCUACAUGAUAGCAUCCUUCCUUUCCUACAGGAUUCUAUCAGCCAGCAUUACGGUGGGACACUGCAAUUCUAGCUCCUUGCUCAAGUUGUAGCCAUUCUAUUUUGCUAGAAAGGAAGAAGCAAUGCCGUGAAUGUGCGGAGAGACGUGUUAUGACAAUCUGCGCCUCCAAGCAGCUACUCAAAUCCCGUGCUGGCAGAUUCCUUGGACGCGUUUAUAACUUUAUUAUAACUAAUUGAUGCCAAUGCUGGAAGUUUUAUUGAUAUAUUCAUUGCAUCUAUGGAUCAAUAGAUGCCAUGUGGUUCGAUAUAUCAUUCGUGGAGCAAUGGUUUGAAGGGACCUUUGCUGUGCUUUGAUGUUCCCAGGCGAAUUUCAUGUUUGCUUCAUAACCCAUAUGAAUUUCAUGUUAUCUUUGUGUUGCUACCAAAAAGGUUCCUGGUUUGAA